Messenger RNA from Coniophora puteana RWD-64-598 SS2, 1236 nucleotides. RefSeq names its product cation efflux protein. Gene Ontology annotation, molecular function: monoatomic cation transmembrane transporter activity. The coding region runs from base 1 to 1236 and encodes 411 amino acids. Gene Ontology annotation, biological process: transmembrane transport; monoatomic cation transport. NCBI's taxonomy places the organism in Eukaryota, Fungi, Basidiomycota, Agaricomycetes, Boletales, Coniophoraceae. The transcript has 4 exons. Gene Ontology annotation, cellular component: membrane. The record is from RefSeq and is a predicted model, not a curated record.
AUGUCUACUACGGAGAAACCACAGAGCAGUUCUGCACCCAAGCCGCCCCACAAUCACGACCAUGACCACGACCACAAGCAUGCUCACGUUCACGAGAACGGCCAUGACCACACCCACUCUCAUGGUAUCUUCGGUCAUUCUCAUGCAGCACAUGACCACGACCAUUCUGAAGAUGCAGAGAGAGUUAUGCAAGCGCUUUCAGGCAAAGGUGACCGAGGGAGCCAAAUCACGCUCGUCGGGCUGUUCACCAAUGUUGGGCUCACGGCAGCAAAGGGUAUCGCAGGGUGGCAGAUGCACUCGGCUUCAUUGCUAGCGGAUGCAGGGCAUUCUCUGAGCGACCUACUGGGUGACUUUGUGACCCUCUUCUGCUGGAAAUUGUCCAGGAAACCCCCAUCACUGCGUUACCCGUACGGUUUCGCGAAGUUUGAAACCCUUGGGACAACCAUGGUCUCAUUAAUGUUGAUUGGCGGGGCCUUGGGCAUCGGCUUCCACUCUUGGCAUCUCCUAGUGGAGUCUCUCAGUUCAACAGUGCCUACCAUGUCCCCCGGACCUCUGCGUGAUUUCGUGGAAUCAUUCGCGACGGCUGCGGACAAUGUCCCUGUCGUUGGACAUGCUCAUGGACAUGGGGACGUGCUCGAUCCGAACGCGGCCUGGUUUGCGCUCGUAAGCGUGGUGGCUAAGGAAUGGCUGUAUCGGAUAACCAAAAAGGUCGCCGAUGAUGAGAAUAGCCCUGUCUUGUACGCAAACGCGAUUCAUCACAGGAGUGAUGCAUAUUCGAGUGUGGUUGCGCUGGCGGCAAUCCUUGGGUCAUGGUUCUUCCCAGCGGUUCCUCUAGAUCCUAUAGGCGGCUUGGUUGUUUCAAUUAUAAUUUUCCAACAAGGUCUUGGACUCUUUGGUGGCGCUUUUGCUGAUUUGACGGACGCUGGCGUAUCAGCGACCUCACAUCGGGCGAUGAUGAGUGCUCUGGAGCAACUUGUAUCUAAGUCCGCCGACGCCCCACUCCCCAAUCACGAGUUGGCCUCCCAGGACGCACUAUUGCUGGGUAUCCGGAAUCUUCGAGCUAAGCGCGCGGGAUCGCUGGUGUUCGUCGAUGUUACCAUUGACGUUCCAGGCUCGCAGACCAUAUUGGCCACCACAAGCCUGCAGGAGACGAUUACACGGACGUUGAAGGAAGCACGGAAGGAGGUUUCAGCGGUGAACGUCACGUUUAACCCUGUGAAGGAAAAUGAUGCUUGA